AUACAUUAAUUCAUGGUUACACAUUACAUUCAGUUUUCGGAUGGUAAAGACCGAGAUCUGUCUUCAAGAAGCAGAAGUCAAAUUGAAGCCACGCCCGCAGAUAGCAUUGAUGAAAAGGAAAUAAAACCAAACCCUAACACCGAAAAUUCACCAACAGAAAGUGUAAUUGAUGUUGAAAGUCACGUAAAAGACGCAGAGGUGAAAAAUCAACGACUUCGGUUGCCCUCUAGAAAACUGUACGAAUCACAAGACACAGAUAUUGUCGAAAAGGCAGAGGAAACAACAGAUGAUAAAAAAAGAAAGGUACCGUUUUACGCAACAUUUUUUAAUUUUUAUUAUUACUGGGGAAUAUGA
Messenger RNA from Belonocnema kinseyi, 354 nucleotides. RefSeq lists its product as uncharacterized. The transcript has 3 exons. The record is from RefSeq and is a predicted model, not a curated record. The coding region runs from base 13 to 354 and encodes 113 amino acids. NCBI's taxonomy places the organism in Eukaryota, Metazoa, Arthropoda, Insecta, Hymenoptera, Cynipidae.